Messenger RNA from Castor canadensis (American beaver), 441 nucleotides. The record is from RefSeq and is a predicted model, not a curated record. NCBI's taxonomy places the organism in Eukaryota, Metazoa, Chordata, Mammalia, Rodentia, Castoridae.
AUGGAGCCCUCGCAAACGUUUAACCCAACCUUGACAGCAGAAUCUUUUCAGAUGGCCUACGAAGAAAAUUCCCCAAGAGAUUCAGCAGGCUCUCAUCCAGAAACCUUGAUAAGGGACCUUCACAACUUGACCCUCAACCCUCCUCCCAGGUUCCCUUCCCCUCUCCCAGAAGGUCCAGCCCAAGUGUCAGACAGAAGCGAAAGGGUCCUACAGGAGACCAGAGGUGAUACUCCCUAUAGGCAGAGAGGAGUCCGGACCUUGUUAUCCGCAAGGAGAGAACGCCUGGCCAAGAUGAGAGCUCUCCUAAGCAACAGAUACUCCCGGAGUGAACCAUUCAGUGUGCCGUUCCAAUGCACCUGCAGUUACUGCCUGUACCAUAGCUGGGAUCCUUCUGAGAAUGCUAGACUAGGGAGUGAUUAUGACAGAGUAGAAUCAAUUUAG